ACGGCUAAUGAAGGUAUUAUAUGCGCAUCAAUAUGACUGACAUUGUUCUCACAUGCGAAUCUAGCCACCCUAGCUAUAGAGGCCAUGAAUGGUAGGGUGGUCGGAGGCAAGAACCUGAUAGUACGCUACCACGAGCCAUUACAUCAAGACCUCUUCCGAUUGGCACCUACUACCGAUCAGUCAGCCACUGAAAAAAAUGGAAGCGUAUGGGGACCAAGAAUGCCGGUGAGUAGAGUUCUUUUGCGACAGAAUGAUAUUUCUGUGCUGAGGUUCGACGAGCAGCAAGAACCUGGAUCAGCGAACGGUACGAAGGUCCCUGAUGAGAGAUCGAAUGGCAAACCGACCGCGCAAGAGAAAGCGGAGCAGCACGCGGUUCUUGACGAAGCACGGCGCAAGCGCGAAGAGGCCGAAGAGGCCGAACGAGCCGCGUGCGCCGAACAGGAGAUGGCUGAGGACACAGAACGCAUCGCCCAGCAGGCCGUCGCCGACGCGGCGCAGGCGUACGAGGCUACACGCGCGCGACAGCACGAAGCCGACGCUGCAGUCGAGGCGGCCGAGCGCGCCCUACGCGCGGCGAAGGAGCAGCAGCUCGAGACCGUGCGCGAGGCCGUGCGGCGCAGAGAAGAGGCGGAGCAGAUGGAAGCGCGGGAGCGGGAGGCGGCAAGGCGAGCGUUCGACGAAUACGAGAGGGAGGAAGCAAAGCGGAGGGAGGAGCUGAAGCGCGAGCAGGCCAGGAGAGAAGAAGGAGACAGGCGACGACAAGAAGCAAAGCGCGAUGCCGAGCUCCGAGAUUCGAUUCGAAAGAUGAAGAUCAUGCGAGAACAGGAGGAAACGGAUCGUCGCGAGAGAGAGCGGCAAGCAAGGCUGCAGAAGGAACAGGAAGAGCGACGGAGGUUGGAGGCGGAGAGGCUUGCGCGAGAAGAAGCAGAGAGGAUGGCCCUGGCAGAACAGAAGCGCAAAGAGCGCGAGCAGCAGGAGCGGAUGACACUCGAGGCCCGGCGACUCAGACUCUACCGCAACGCGGCAGCGAAGGAGCGCACACGGUGCCAACAACGCGACGCUGUGCAGUGGAGCAUCCGCGCAGACCUUAUCUUCCGACGUCUUUGGACGCGUCAACUCAGCAUCCGCCGCUUUCAUACACUCUGCAUCGAGUUCGACGAGAUCAAGUUCGGUGACGCGCAGCCCCUGACAUUCGAGAGCGUACCCUGGCCGAUGCUGCACUACCCGCUCGACCUCACGUUUGAUGGCAUCGAGUGGAGUGCGGUUGAGCAAUUUUUUGCUGCUGCUAAACUCUCCCUCGCGGAGAGUGAAUACAAGAUGAUGGUCGAAAAAGCGCAUCGGCGAUUCCACCCGGAUAAGUGGAGGUCGCGGGGGCUCUUGAAUACGGUCCUCGAUGAAGGCCUCCGGAAGCGACUAGAGGACGCGGGUAACAUCGUCGCACAGGCGAUCACUCCGCUCUGGCUUGCAUCAAAGUCAGCGCGGUAG
Molecule: messenger RNA, 1485 nt
Organism: Phanerochaete carnosa HHB-10118-sp
Lineage: Eukaryota; Fungi; Basidiomycota; Agaricomycetes; Polyporales; Phanerochaetaceae
Exons: 2
Coding region: 85-1485 (466 amino acids)
Source: RefSeq, a predicted model, not a curated record